CUCGGCCGUCGCGCAAGUAAAUCAAUUUUCACUCAGCCGAAUUUUUCCGGAGCUCCAGAUUUCCCCAGCAGAGGGAAGGGCCCAGGGCAGUAUUUUUACUGAAUGGUGCAUAGUUUCUUUAUUGUUUUCUCACUUUAUGGUGUCGUAUUGCAUUGGAUUUGGUGUAAACCAUGAGGUGUUUUGAAAAGUGGCUGUCGGAAUUCUAGAAAAACGCAGCAGAAAAGUUUUCCUGAUUCCCUUGGUUAUCUCCGGGAGUUUUUUUUUCUUCGCUUCGCCCAUGGAGGGUGUUGUUGAGAAGCAAACGACCAGAAAAAAAGCAGCAGGAACAGCAGCUGGGAGGAAACAAACUACACAAGGUGUACUCUAUUUGGGUAAACUCGUACAAGUGCACUUGAUCCACAGGGUGGAAUGUGAAUAGUGGUGUCCAGGUCAGUGUUGUAAAGUGCUAUCAAUACAAGAGAGGGCCCCGAGGGGUAAAAAAAUAGGGUAAGCGGCAACCGAGGGAAGGCGAGGAUUAGUGAUAUCAAGGAUAAAUCAUUCGAAAAAGGAAUGUCAUUCCAGUGAAAAUCUAGCGCUGAGAGAUUUUAUGAAGCGCUACUCGUACAUAUGGAUGCUGCUAUUGAUGCUGCUCUAAGCUUUGGAAGAAAUGUGCUACAAUCCCGAAGAGACAGAUGAAAAAUUGUCGAAAUCAAGCAUUCAUAAAGAUAUCUAUGCCGGAAAUGUCAAAAGAAUAACCUUUUCUGCAAGCAUAACUCAACAACGGAUGGUGAAAAUGUGGGAAAGCGCUGGCUAAGGAAGUGAUAAAAAAACUGCCCCGCCACGUGGCGGUUCACUAUCACUAUGUACGCUUUCAACAUUCUUGUAGAUGUAUGAGAAUACUAUUAGCCAAUAUUUUAGCACGGGGCUCCAAAUAGAUGAAUCGUAGAAAAUGCACUUCACUGAACCAUGAGUGAUAAGUCCUGCGCCGUGUAUGGUAACCGCCCUAACCUUAGUGGAUAAACAAUAGUCUUCAAUUUUAAAUCUCACCCGAAGCAUCAGGCAGAACGGAACGGAACAAAACAAAAAAUAAUACCGGUCUUGAAAACUUUUCGAGGACACCGAUAGGAGAUGCAUUUUUGGAUUGAUAAGCGCUCGCAGACGUGUGGUUUUGGCAGGGCGCGGGUGGCUGCGUCACUCUCAAGUGGGGGCGGUCUUGGUUUUGGGUAUCCCAGACGUGUACCCAGAAAAUCAAUGGUUACCCCAAUUCAUCGGUUUCAAACGGUCGAUUGUACCAGGCCACACCUCUAUCGACAUCAGCAGCAGCAACAACAGCAACAGCAACAACAGACCAAUAGUAGUAAUCAUCAACAACAUCAGCAACAGUACCAUCAUCAACAGCAUCCGACGGCAGCAGGCAACAAUCAACAAUCGGCACACGUACAACAGCAUCAGGCACAGCUACAUAGCAAUAGUCAUUACAACAGCAGCGGAAUACUUCCUGCCUCGACGCAUCCGCAUCCGCAAGACGCACGCAGCAGUCACGGUCAGCACCAACAGCAGAGCCAAACGCAACAUGGCAACAGCUACCACGUGCCGGUUGCGGUCAAUCAUAUUUAUAAUAACUCAUCCUCGCAGCAGAAUGCUAUCGAAAUCGACCACAGUUCCGGAUCCUUGGCUGGAACCGGUACAUUCAGCCAGCACCACCACGUGGGACAUGACGCUCAGCUCCUUCCGGCUCACCUCAAGUGUGGCAUGUGGGCAAGUUUGGCGCUGGCUACAGUUUUUGUGGCCGGUGCUAAGUUUUACUUCGACCAUCAGGGAACUGGUUUAGAAGUUCUCAUAUUUUGUGCAUUCUCGGCAACGUUUUUUCUGGCGGCAUGUACGGUGUCGCUGUGUCGUCGACCCCGGGACCUGCAGAUGCCUGUCAACAACGUGAUAUCGGAAACGAUUUCCAAUGGAGAGCAGAGCUCAUUACCGAACAAUCCGGACAUAGUUACCAGCAAUCCGUCUCCAUUGUUGAACGGUAGUCUAGGAGGGACUCAGCAAAAUUCGAUGGCCGUAAUGGCUCCUCCACCACCGUAUCAUAUUGCCAUUCUCCUGCCGGAAAGCACGAAGGAUACCGAUGAAUCACCGCCACCGUCGUACGAUAAGAUAGUAAUUUAAUGAUAAUUGAAAACUUGACUAGAUAUCGCACGAGUUACAAACUUCACUCUUGUCCAGCAUCUCAUCCGAUAGGUAUAUGUACAUAGAUACAUUGUCAUAAGUAUUACUUUCUAGCAUUGUUGCUGCCAACAGAUGCGAGUAUGUAUGUACUCGCUGCUAGAUGACCUGUUGUGAGGGGAAAGUCAAAUGCCAAAAUACGAAAACUCUAUGAGGUGCACAGCACACAUUAGUAAUACCUACAUACCUACCCAUCAUGAUGCUGCAUCUGACGAACGAAUCAUUGUCCCACAUGUCAGACGGGUAGACAGGGCGUACGAUAGAUUUUAAAUAUUAAAGCUCUCUAGGAUAAGCUAUACUUAUACAUAUAUCAAUGCUUUAUUCUAUUUAGUAGAUGGAUCAGAACUCUCGCUCGAUGUGUUAUACGUAGUUAUGUAAGUACAUUUCUCUAGGGCAAGCUAUUUAUUGAGCUCCACUUUGCGAGUCGGCAAAACGCUGUUAAUGAAAUGCUCAUACAAAUCCUUAAGGAUGUGGUUAAUUGGCGCGGGAGUAUAAAUGAGUUAUUCGAUAUUUGUUUAGCAUAGCUAAAGUACGAAAGACGCACACGGUGUGGAUAAAAAAAAGUAUUGUAUUCAUUAAGGCUAAAUUAUUUGCGCUCUUACAAUCCGACGAGACGUGUCGCGUUCAACCGUUUGAGAAGUCGUUCGGUAGGUGAAUAAACGGUAGUUUGAAUGCAUGAAAAUAUAGAUUAUGUGAAACCUACUGCUCUUUUUUUCGUUUCAAAUCUGAAAUCCUAAAUACACUGGAUGAUUUUUCUAUAAUUUAAUUACGUAGCGAUUGAAGAUUUCAUAAUUUCAA
This is a messenger RNA of Uranotaenia lowii, 2997 nucleotides long. RefSeq lists its product as uncharacterized. The coding region runs from base 1108 to 2142 and encodes 344 amino acids. The record is from RefSeq and is a predicted model, not a curated record. The transcript is spliced from 5 exons. NCBI's taxonomy places the organism in Eukaryota, Metazoa, Arthropoda, Insecta, Diptera, Culicidae.